UCAGAGAGCUCUCAAGAUCAAUUACCACCCAAUCUUUUGCUAAUUUUUUAUGAUAGGUCAGGUCGCCUCACUUUAUUUUUAUAUUCUUUUAUGCUCUGUGGGAGAGGGGCAAAAUAUGUCUAGACAAAACUCCGUCCGACAAGACCCCGUCCAAUACCAUUCGACAAGGGAGCUUCCUGUUGAGUUUUGCCCUGACACUUUCUUUUUUAAUGUUUUUUGCUUUAAAAUUUGUUCAAUCCUUAUUUCUAUUUUUAAUUAAAAAAAAAUUAUUUUUCAGAAAUUAAAUUUUCGAUUUUAAAAAAUGGCUUCAAUUUCUUGCCUUAAUCCAAAUGCUGAACUUGCUCGAAAUACAGCUGCACUUGAAAUGAACAUUAGCGGUGCUAAAGGACUCCAAGAAGUUAUGAAAUCGAAUUUGGGACCUAAAGGAACACUCAAAAUGCUUGUUUCUGGUUCUGGCGAUUUGAAGGUUACCAAAGAUGGAAAUGUUCUUUUACAUGAAAUGCAAAUUCAACACCCAACAGCUUCACUAAUCGCCAAAGCAUGUACUGCCCAAAAUGACGCAACAGGGGAUGGAACGACUUCUACAGUUUUGUUAAUUGGAGAGUUGUUGAAACAAGCGGAACUUUAUAUUAGUGAUGGAAUGCAUCCACAUUUAAUAACUGAAGGGUUCCAAAUUGCUUAUAAUGCUCUAUGCAAAUUUUUGAUUGAAUUUCGAAAAGAAUUGCCAAUUGAAAUAAAUUUGUUAGUUGAAGUAGCUCAAACAGCUUUACGUACAAAAUUGGAACUUAAAUUGGCUAAUCAUAUAACUGAAUGUGUUGUUGAUGCAAUUUUGGCUAUUAGAAAGGAUGAAAAGGAUUUUGAUCCGGAUUUGCAUAUGAUUGAAAUUAUGCAAAUGGAAAAUGAAAUGGAAUCUGAUACAAAAUUUAUUCGUGGUUUAGUAUUAGACCAUGGUGGUCGUCAUCCUGAUAUGCCUAAAAAUUUGACUAAUGUUUUUGUUUUGACAUGCAAUGUUUCUUUGGAAUUUGAAAAAACUGAAGUCAAUUCCGGUCUUUUUUAUAAAACAGCAGCUGAAAGAGAAGCUUUAUUACAAGCUGAACGUGAAUAUAUUACUAGACGUGUGUUAAAAAUAAUUGAACUUAAGAAACAAGUUUGUGGUGAAAAAGGAAAGGAAGAUGCUUCUUUUGUUGUUAUUAAUCAAAAGGGAAUAGAUCCUCCAAGUUUGGAUUUGCUCGCAAAAAAUGGAAUUUUGGCAUUACGCAGAGCUAAGCGCCGAAAUAUGGAACGUUUACAAUUAUGUUGUGGUGGUACUGCUGUUAAUUCUGUUGAUGAUUUGACGCCUGAAGUUCUUGGAUGGGCUGGGAGUGUUUAUGAAUACAUUUUGGGAGAGGAUAAAUACACCUUUAUAGAAGAUUGCAAAAACCCAAAAUCUGUCACGCUUUUAUUGAAAGGCCCAAAUAAGCAUAGUGUUGGACAAAUCAAAGAUGCUAUUUAUGAUGGAAUUCGAGCAGUAUUUAAUGUUUUGAAAGAUGGUGCUGUUGUUCCUGGAGCAGGUGCUUUUGAAAUUGCUGCGUAUUGUACUCUUAAAAAGUUAGCUGACACUGUUAAAGGACGUGCUAAACUUGGAGUUUUGGCCUUUGCAGAAGCUAUUUUAGUUAUACCAAAAACACUUGCAGUCAAUGCUGGACAUGAUGCACAAGAAGUUAUUGUUAAAUUGGUUGAAGCUUAUAAUAAUAAUUUGUCGUCAUCUUCUACUGAUUGUAUUGGUCUAGAUUUGGAAAGUGGGGAAGCUUGUAUUUUACAGGGUGUAUGGGACAAUGUUCGUGUUAAACAAGCAAGUUUAGCUGCAGCAGUAACUAUUGCAAGUAAUUUACUUGAAGUAGAUGAAGUUAUGCGUGCUGGAUUGCGUGAUUUGAAAGGUGGAGCAGGAGGAGGACAAUAA
Molecule: messenger RNA, 1939 nt
Organism: Meloidogyne enterolobii
Lineage: Eukaryota; Metazoa; Nematoda; Chromadorea; Rhabditida; Meloidogynidae
Source: the annotation of a GenBank genome assembly